Molecule: messenger RNA, 1321 nt
Organism: Tilletiopsis washingtonensis
Lineage: Eukaryota; Fungi; Basidiomycota; Exobasidiomycetes; Entylomatales
Product: Las1-domain-containing protein
Exons: 5
Coding region: 50-1228 (392 amino acids)
Biological process (GO): maturation of 5.8S rRNA; maturation of LSU-rRNA
Cellular component (GO): Las1 complex; preribosome, large subunit precursor
Molecular function (GO): endonuclease activity
Source: RefSeq, a predicted model, not a curated record
CCACGGCCGCCCUCUGCACCGUCCCGCCGGUGCCAGCGCACUCUGCGCCAUGCGCCUGCCGCGCCGCACGCCCUACACGCACGCCGCGACGCUGCCGCGUCUGCACGCGCUGCUCUACCCGCGCAGCGCGCACGCCGAGCUCGCCUCCUCCUCGUCCGCCUCGCCCUCCGACGCCGCAGCCGCCGGCGUGGCGCUCGUGGCGCUGUGGCAGGCGCGCGGCGCAUGUCCCGCUGCGCUCGAGAGCUCGGCGGCCCUGCGCCGUGCCCAGCUGCUCGACAAGCUGCUGGCGCGCCACAUGGCCGACGCAGAGGGCGCGCGCAGUGCCUACGCCCUCGCACUCAUCCGCUUCGUCAAUGCCCUCGUCGACGCUCACCAGACGGGCAUGUACGCCCAGAGCAUCGCGCACAUCGCCGCACGCAUCGGCCUGCCGCUCUGGUUCGUCGAGCUGCGCCACGCCGCCACGCACGAGGAGCUGCCGAGUCUGUCGGUGCUGCGCGAGGCGGCUGCGGCGGCGCUCGACUGGCUCGACGUGCACUUCUGGACGCCGACGCUCGCCUCGCUCCGUGCGCUGGCCAAGAGCGUCGUGCGCGACGAGUCGCAGCGCGGCAAGCUCAAGGGCCCCAUGCUCAAGCUGUGUCGCGAGAUUGAGACGCUGGCGCGCGACCUUGAGCUUGGCGCUCAUGUCGUCGGUGGCUGGGGCGUGCGGCGGGCACGGGAGGAGGAAGAGGAGGAGAUACUGGACGAUGAGGACGAGGAGGCGCGGGUGGAAGAGGAGGAGGCGGAGAAUAGCUGGAGCGCGCUUGUGCAGGCGCUGCUCGAGCCGGGCGCGCUCGUGCCGCUGUCCAAGGCCAAACGGCCGGCUGCCGUCUCCGGUCAAGUAGCGCAACUGCCCGGCCCACUGGGCGAGCAGUGGCGCUUCCUGCUGGAGCACCUCUCCAGCGCGCUGCCCGGCUUCUCGACCGCACUGCAGUAUGCGCUACUGGCGCGCAUCAGUGACGGACAAGGCGAGAAGGGCACCGGCAGCUAUGCGCGCACCGUCUGCGCAUGGCUGCUGCACCUCGUCGAGGCCGAGACUCGCUCGCAGCGCGGCAGCGAUGCCCACGACGACCAAGCCGCACGCAUGGCUCGGCGAUGUCUGCAGCGGCCGUCUCCUACGUACGUGUCCACUGCGCAGCGUCGGCUUGCCCAUGCUGACUCCCCUCGCGCGCAGCUCUCUGGCAGUAGCUAGGCAGCUCUGUGCUGGGCGACCAGCGCUGCAAGCACAGCUGCAGCCGCUCUUCUCCACGCUCGAGGCCAGCGGCUUCCUCUCUUCGCACGCGCA